ACUUGUAUGUCUAUUAUGAUAUCUUUAAAAUGAAACGGAAUUUUUCAGUAAAAUAUCUAAAUUCCUCCAUUGCUACUACGACUACUAUUGAUAUCAGCACCACCACCACCAUGACUACUACUACUACUACAGCUAUCAGUACCACCACCACCACUAUAACUAAGACAACUACCAUCACUACUACUACUACUGCGAUCGCAACUACUCCGACCACUACCGUGCUUUUUGCAUUCUCUGCUCCUCUCCCUCCUACUCUACCUUUCUGUAUAUGCAUUUUUUUUCUCUCUCCCUCCAAAACUUUCUCCUCGCUGCGUUUCUCACUCUUUCUUGUUAUCCUUCCUUUUCUCUUUCUCUCUCUCCACUCACUCCUCACUCUCCCUCACUUCUAUAAUUGCUGCCGCAGUGAGCGCUAACGUCCUUACAGCUGCACUCUCUCCCACUGAAUAACAACUCACACAAAUUGCUUACUCUACUUAACCUUAAUUCACCUCACUAUUGCGGAUGUGUUUAGCUAGUGUUCUCUAAACACCAGGAUUUAUUAUAUAUAUAUAUACAUUCACACAUCUAGCUAUAUAAUAUAUAUUUCUGCUGUCACGUCAGUAGAAAACUGAACUAGAUUUCAUUGAUUGACACCACCUAAAAAAACACACUUCUUUCUUAAAGAAAGCUUCAAGCUAUAUAAUUAAUUAUAUAAGUUAACACUUACAACUAUUAGGAUGUAUUAAUUAAAAUGAGAGAGUGGGUGUCGAUCAGUUAAUCAGUUACUUAGCAACGUAAAACUCACAGAACACAAAGGUAUAUUAAUAACACUGAUAGGUGUUAUAUUUCGGAGACACGUACAUAUAUAUACAAUAAAUUAUAUAUCGUAAGGAAAAAAGUGGUGUAUACGUGUAUAAAGUUAAGAAGUUUGUGUUUCAAAUUGUUAUUUUUAAAAUUUAGUUUCAAUUUUCUCUCCGUUUCCCAUUUACAAUGAGCGACGAGUACAAGAAUAGUGACUGUUAUAUCAUUAGAGGGGGUCAUGUUUUGUGCUUCGACGAUAUAAGUUGUCGCCAAGACACACUGGGUGUCGGGCAAGGUAGCUAUGUUACCACUUCUAAAAUAGCAGGAACGGAGAGAUGCGAUGGAGCUGUUAGCGCCGAUGUAGUGCUUGCAGGUGCAAAAAUAGCAGCCAUCGUGGUCAAAGAUCCCACAGUGGGUGGUGGUGAAUCUGCCCACCACCAACUAGAUUACCUGUCAUCUGAGCCUGCAAAGUUUUCAGAAGGUGGGAAUAGUGUUACAAGUAGCAGCGAAGGGCUGGUUAGUAAUCCUCCCCAGACACAUACACAUCUUUCAGCUCACGGUCCUAACAGUUAUCCCCUUGCAUUCAGCUCCCCAACACCUUUUAACGGAAAGGUUUUCGAUGCGUCGGGAUGCUAUGUCGUUCCUGGUUUGAUAGACUGUCAUGUCCAUGCUUAUCAGUAUGCCACACCGCUGGGAAUAGAUGUGGAUGAAUUUUGUCUCAGAAGAGGGGUAACAACCGCUGUAGAUGCAGGAAGCGCAGGAGCUGCAACCUUUGCCGGAUUACGGAAAUAUGUGGCUGAACAACGAAUCACACGUGUUUUAAGCUUCAUCCAUAUUGCUGCACAGGGACUGGCUGCGUCCGGAUGCGCGGGUGGUGCUCCAGGCGGCGAAUGUGACUCCUUGAACGUGGUCGACGUAGAUGGAUGCGUUUCGUGCAUUCGGAAGAACCGUGACAUGGUAGUCGGAGUUAAAGUCCGCUUGAGCUCCACUGUGGCCGACGAUGGACGGAACGAAGAAGAAAUAUAUCGGAGAGCACUAGAUGCAUCAAAUCAGGUUGCUGUACCUCUGAUGGUUCACCACACUAUCUCAAGUAUCCCCGUUGUUGGUUCAGAUAACAAACUCAGCUGCCCCGGGGAUUUACGUUGCGGAGAUAUUUACACGCACACCUAUCACGGUCUACCCAGUACCAUCAUUGAUGAAAAAUCUGGCAACAUUCAUUCUACGCUGUGGGAUGCCAGGAAACGUGGCGUAUUCUUUGAUGUUGGUCACGGAGAAGGUUCGUUUACUUGGACUGUAGCUGAAAUAUGCGCCCAGAACGGUUUUUGGCCCGACAUUAUAAGCACCGACCUCCACAGCGGAAACACUGACGGACCUGCUUAUGAUUUGGUCACUGUUAUGUCCAAGUUUCUUCACCUGGGUAUGAGUAUAGCCGAUAUUGUAAAGGCUGUUACUGAAACUCCAGCUCGUGCCAUUCAGAAAUCGGAAGAUAUUGGGAAGUUAGCGAUUGGGCGAGAGGCUGAUGUGACUGUGCUGAGAAUCGAAGAGUGUGAUGUAACCAUGGAAGACAGCUAUGGACAACAGAGACGCAUCCGACAGAGAAUCAUUCCGGUGGCGGUUUUCAGGGCAGGAAAACUAUACGAGGUUCGAACUCCCGAUGUCUGGCCAAAUAUUGAGAAGGCUAAAUUGCUGUCAGCUGGAUGGAACGAGCUUGUCAUAAAGGACAAAGAAAAACCCCAUUUUUAGUUUAUCACUUGCGAUUAUUGCAUUGUUAUUGUCUCUCUCACUCUGUCUAUGUAUAUAUGUAUGUAUGUAUGUAUGUAUGUAUACACAUAUAUAUAUAUAUAUAUAAAAGGCGACUCCAGGUCAUCAGCUUCAAUUGGGCUUAUCACAGAUUUCGCAUAAGACACAUGCCUGCUCAAAGAAUUUCACGUUUUCCCACAUUAUUUCUAACCCCAAAUGGCUUUUUAAAAAAUAUCUAGCACUAUGUCUUUCUCCAUUUCUAAGUUCAGGGUAAAAAUAAAGCCACCCUGCAAAACACAACUCAUCUUUACACAUAAAUGCGCAAAAUAACAGCAAACAAAUAACAACAGUGGAGCGCACAACCAACAUCAAC
Molecule: messenger RNA, 2893 nt
Organism: Octopus bimaculoides (California two-spot octopus)
Lineage: Eukaryota; Metazoa; Mollusca; Cephalopoda; Octopoda; Octopodidae
Molecular function (GO): deacetylase activity; hydrolase activity, acting on carbon-nitrogen (but not peptide) bonds
Source: RefSeq, a predicted model, not a curated record